AUGGUGAAACCCAAGUACAAGGGGAAGAUGUCGAUAAACCCCUCCGCCUCCAGCAGUAACCCCGAUCGGGCUAAAGGCUCUGAAGGCAGCCACAUGAGGGACAGAGCCACGAUCAGGCGUCUGAAUAUGUACAGACAGAAGAAGAGAUGUGACAAAAAUGGGAAAGUCAUCCGGCCUCUGCAGUUCCAGUCCACAGUCGCUCCAGGAACAGUGGCCAGAGUGGAACCCAACAUCAAGUGGUUCACAAAUACACGUGUAAUAAAGCAGUCGUCGCUUCAGAAGUUUCAAGACGAAAUGGGAGCGAUUCAGAAGAACCCUUAUCGAGUCGUGAUGAGACAGAGCAGGCUUCCCAUGUCCCUCCUGCACGACCGAGUCAAAGCUCACAAUUCCCGGGUGCAUAUCUUGGACACCGAAGGUUUUGAGACGACGUUUGGGCCCAAAGCUCAGAGGAAGAGGCCGAGUCUGACGGUGGAUGAUGUGAAAAACCUGGUGGAGAAGGCGGAGUCUUCAGCUCUGGGCUACAACGCCGACAACGACAAAGACCUGGUCACGGAGGACUCGGGGGUUCGGGAUGAAGUACGAGAGGAGAUCUUCAAGAAGGGACAGUCCAAACGCAUCUGGGGAGAAUUGUAUAAGGUUGUGGAUUCGUCUGAUGUCGUGAUCCAAGUCCUGGAUGCCCGCGACCCCAUGGGCACCCGCUCCAAGAACAUCGAGAAUUAUCUGAAGAAGGAGAAAUCCUGGAAGCAUUUGAUUUUUGUGCUCAAUAAAUGCGACCUCAUUCCCGCCUGGGUGACGAAACGAUGGGUCGCUCUUCUGUCCCAGGAAUAUCCCACUUUGGCUUUUCAUGCCAGUCUCACCAACUCUUUCGGUAAAGGCUCCCUCAUCCAGUUGCUCCGGCAGUUUGGAAAGCUGCACACGGACAAGAAACAGAUAAGUGUGGGUUUCAUUGGCUACCCCAAUGUGGGAAAGAGCUCCGUCAUCAACACGCUGCGGUCAAAGAAGGUCUGCAACGUGGCCCCGCUCGCCGGAGAGACCAAGGUCUGGCAGUACAUCACACUAAUGCGGCGGAUCUUCCUCAUCGACUGUCCCGGAGUCGUGUAUCCCUCAGACGACAGCGAGACAGACAUUGUGCUGAAAGGAGUGGUUCAGGUGGAAAAGAUAAAGAAUCCAGAGGAACACAUUGGGGCAGUGCUGGAGAGAGCGAAGCCAGAAUACAUUCAGAAGACGUAUCGCAUCCCCACAUGGAACUCCGCGGAGGACUUCUUGGAAAAGCUGGCCCAGCGGAUGGGGAAACUGCUGAAGGGCGGCGAACCAGAUCUCAGCACGGUCUCCAAAAUGGUGCUGAACGAUUGGCAGAGAGGGCGAAUUCCCUUUUUUGUCAAGCCUCCCGGACCCGAGGGAGACGAGGACAAGGCGCCUUUACUGAUCGAAGCGCCUCCAACCGCAGUGACCGUUGCGCUGGAGGAACAGCCGGACAGCGGAGAGGCCGGACAGGACGAGCAAGCGAAACACGAGCAGAGGAAGAAGGAAGAUGUCAAAAAGAUGCUGGCAAACGUGCGGCAGAACUUUGGCAAGAUCCACGUGGCGCCGGAAUUCAACGAGGAGGACCUGGUUCCUGUGGAGAUGCCCGACCUGGACAUGGGCGACUUCUCAGGCUCAGAGGGGGAGGGGGAGGAGGGGGAGGAGGAGGAGGCUGAAGAAGGAGGCAACGACAAAGAACCUGGCAACGCAGGAGAAGCAGAGGGUUCUUCCACCACCGCGCCCGGCAGUAAAGGCUCGCGAGAAGUCAUACGAGAACUGGACGGAAAGAUCGCAAAGUACAAGCAGUUCCUGGACCGCGCCAAGUCCAAACGCUUUUCAGCAAUCCGGAUUCCCAAGGCCCUCUCCGACAAGGCUUUUGCGGAUAUGAAGCAAAAACACGAAGCAGCUGAGGCCGCGAAGCAAGCUCAAAGAAGAGCACGAAAUAACAAGAAGAGGAAGGCAGACGACGAUCCUGCUGGAGCACCCAAAAUGACAUCAAAACAGAAAAGGGCAGUGGAACGAGCAAAGAAGGACAAGAAAGUGGGCGUGCGCUACUAUGAAACGCACAACGUGAAAAACAAGAACAAAAACAGAAAGAUUCCAGCAUCUUCUACAGAAGGCCAUAAAGCCAAAAGAUCAAAGCACUAG
Messenger RNA from Knipowitschia caucasica, 2169 nucleotides. The record is from the annotation of a GenBank genome assembly. Lineage: Eukaryota; Metazoa; Chordata; Actinopteri; Gobiiformes; Gobiidae.